This is a messenger RNA of Miscanthus lutarioriparius, 1887 nucleotides long. Lineage: Eukaryota; Viridiplantae; Streptophyta; Magnoliopsida; Poales; Poaceae. The record is from the annotation of a GenBank genome assembly.
AUGGCCCGGAACAAUGCCACAUCAAUCUGCUACAACGAUGCUGCACUACAGAAGUGUUACUCAAACAUCAGCUGCUCUCAUGAAUUCUUGGGAGUCUUCAAUGAGAUCAUGGGAGGGAAGAUGUGGCGGGUGAACAUGCUGAUAGUCAUGGACGCGGUCUUGGCGGGAGUCAUAGUUGUUAUCGGAGCUUAUGCUCGGCGGUAUCGGUACCACACCUUAACGCGCUUCAUCUUCCUUGGAGCUACAACUUUGUUCCUCCCCAUCAUCUCCUAUGUUGUCUCCACCAUCGGCUCCAACACCAAUGAUUAUAUCAAUGAAGAUAAAGCAUUGGGAACCUUGACAGCAGCAACCUGCCAUGGCGGUUUUCAUCAGUUUACAGUUGUAUCAUGGGCAUUUCUUGUUCACAUCGUGGUGAUCAAUACCAGCGUAAUAGUCGCCUUUGAUGACAAAGAAGGUCGGAACAAAGGUCCCCCAAUCCAGCUGCUUGUUCAAGGUAUCUGGACCCUUUAUCUUGGUGUCAGUGUCAUGGGCCCGAUUAAGUCCAAUAAGUGGCAAUUUCACCUUGAAUUGUAUUAUGCAUUUGAGAAGGCCCGGCAUUCGUUGGCAUUUGGACGUAAUCCUCGUCUUAUUUCUGGGUACAUGAAACAUCUACAAGAAGCAACUGAACUUGGUGAGCCAUGGGCAGGUGAGGAUGCACAUCCGCCUCCUCCGCUCUUGGUAAUGGGAGAAGAGGAUAUUCAAGUGGAGAAGAAGCCUCACGGGUAUGUAUGCAAAGAUCUCUCAAGAAUCAACAGAAUGGGCAUAGUAACCUUUGACAAGGUUUGGCAGUUGGACGACGACAGGCUUGCUAUGUCAAGACCACAACUAAAAGACAUAUGCUUGUCAUUCUCACUGUUCAAACUGUUGCGAUGUCGGUUCGCAAGGUACGAGUUUGCUAAUGCUGGGUCUAUGAGGGCCCUAAACAAAUUCUUGAGCUUGUUGUUAAGAGAAGGCAACCAUGCAAGGUGCAAAUGGGAGCUGAUGAAGCAUUGGGACGAAAAAAUGGGCCAGAGCUCAAUAUUGGUGGUUCACCCCAGAACAACCCCACUUGUUCUUCUCAGACGUCUCCUGGGUCUCCCAGACCUAGAUAGGAGUGUGAAGAAGAUACCAGAAGCAGUGAAGGUAUGCAUUAUCCAUACUAUGACACAUUACAUCAGCAUUGGGCAAGAAUUAAGCAAUGGCAGAAAUUCUCUACACCUGAGCCGAGUCGGUGGCGAAAGGUUCUUGUGGGCCUGCAGUAGUAGCACUGGUACAUCUGAUAUCAUACUUACAUGGCACAUCGCCACAUGGAUCCUUGAGGUGAGGCAUCCAUACCAAUGUGGCCAAGAACAUGGUUCUUUGCCCUAUCUGAAUUACAAGAUUGCUGCUACUCACCUGUCACGCUACUGCACAUACCUGAUGGCCUGGUCUCCGGAUCUGCUUCCUGAUCAUGAAGAAUGGAGCACCAGCCUAUAUGAGGUGGUGAAGAAUGAUGCCAAGCGUGCACUCUCAGGGUGUCGCUGUACUGCAGUGGGACCAGAGGCCGAGUAUGAGCAGGUGAUCCAGUUGUUGAGUGUCAAUUCCAGGCACGAAGUGCUCAGGAAAGGCGUCGUGCUUGGAAAGCAACUGGUGGAGCUGAUGGAAAGUCAGGAAAUUGCGUGGAUGGUGCUGGCAGAAUUCUGGUCAGAGAUGAUCCUGUACAUCGCUCCCUCGGACAAUGUCAGAGGUCAUUUGGAGGCCAUUGCACGGGGUGGUGAGCUGAUAACACUGCUCUGGGCAUUGCUCUCCCAUGUUGGGAUCGUGAGUCGGCCCGGCGAUGCUGCCGGCAUAGCUACUACUGAUACUGCUGCUUCUGCUCGACAUCGAUAG